Lodderomyces theae is the source of this 1884-nucleotide messenger RNA. RefSeq lists its product as uncharacterized. Lineage: Eukaryota; Fungi; Ascomycota; Pichiomycetes; Serinales; Debaryomycetaceae. Bases 1 to 1884 code for a protein of 627 amino acids. The record is from RefSeq and is a predicted model, not a curated record. Gene Ontology annotation, biological process: intracellular mRNA localization; poly(A)+ mRNA export from nucleus; mRNA export from nucleus in response to heat stress. The transcript has a single exon. Gene Ontology annotation, cellular component: nuclear pore; nuclear pore nuclear basket. Gene Ontology annotation, molecular function: structural constituent of nuclear pore.
AUGGAUAACAGAGAGAGGUACAAGAAAUAUAGAGAGAGCCAGUCUGGUCAUCCAGGCAGCACUCGCCAAAGCUCCUCAACGUUGACUACCAAACUAAAAAGCAUCUUCAAACCUUGGAAUAAAUCGAACUCAAAUGAGGGGGAAAUUUCAUUCAGUGGCAGCAACACAUCACAUUCUACCAAAAGCUCUCAACUAGAGCCAAAGUUUUUGGGCUCACCGACAUUCAAAUUGCCUGGCUCGUUUUACAAUCUGCAGCCAGAAGAGGUGUUUCCUCAUGCAGCAAAACUACCACAGCAACAACAACAACAACAACAACAACAACAACACCCUGCUCCAGUACAGCAAGCAUCUCUAAUACACUCACCGUCUAACGUUGCUGACAAAGAGGAAACAGCUGAUAACCCAAAUGAUAUUUUAUCUGCAUUUUUUAGAGAGAAAGGUGACAGUAAGCUUACUGAUGUGGAGUAUGAGGGUGUUAUCGCAUUGAUGUCAAAAUCAAAGAUGGGUACACCUUACAAACGACCAAUGACAGAAAUGAGCUUCACUGCCGAAGAGCCUUCUUUCAAGAAAAGACACGUGGGAAAUGACUCCACUAUGGUUGGGAAUCUGACUUCAAUAAUUGGAUCGACACCAUCCAGACCAAAAGCUUUCAAGAUGAGUGGAAACACCACCAUAAAUGCACCAGGGUACACUCCAAGGUACAGCAAAGUGUACAACGACACUUUCGACAGGUCUUACCUGUUGAUUAAUAAUACAACAAGAGGCAGUAUCGGCUCAUCAUCAUCAAGGAGAGUGAUCUCGAGAUCUAGACGUCCAGCCCCGUACAAAAGCAGGAUUAACACUUCCAUACUAUCUCAUGCAGCGGGUGAUGAGAAGUCUGCCAGGGAUGACAAUACUCUGAACAUCCACAUUAUCAAUGCCAAUUCCGAUAAAAGCCACAAUUCUAAACUGCCCAGCAAAGCAGCUCAAACUUUGUUGGACAUAUUGGAUGGGAAGGACAAAAUCGAUGGCACCGUCAAAGAUAAUCAACCACAUCAGAAUGAGAAGCUCAAAUUGUUUAUCAAUCCUUACGGAUCAGGUUCGGAGAGACGACAAAAGAAGGGACCAGGUGGAGUAUCUCAAACGCCUGGCGUAACUGCCCUGACUAUUGGCAAAACCAUAUCUUAUAGCAAGGCGGAUCCCUUACCAAAAGAAUUUGAACCGGCAGGGAAUACCAUACCUGAGAGCUUUACUGAUGAUUCAAAGGGAAAGGAAGCACUGGGCCAAGCAUCUACAGAAGAAGAAUUUUCAAAGACAAGCAAACCAAUUAGCUUAAACGGAGUUACAAAUGUCAAAGACAACCAUGUAUCAUCCACCACUACCUCAACCACAAACCCAUUUGGAACAAUUAACUCACAUAUACCGGCGUCAUUCACGUUUGGUAAGAAGGACCAAUCUGACAUUGGAGACUCUCAGAAGAAUGUCAGAAGUACAAAGGGUGAACUUCAUGUCAAUUUCAGUAAUGGCGGAGGUUCCAACCCUGUCGAUUCUAAUCUGCAGGUGGAAACGACCCAGCCAUUAAGCAAAAUCUUCCAAUCGAAUGGAAGUAAAGCUAACACAACAGGAGAAAGGGCCUUUAAACAGAAUCCAGUUGCCAACAGUAGCAAUGAUAAAGCACAGACUAGCAAGCCAAACAACUUGUUUUUUGGGAAUAUAGAAACGUCAACUACCGAAUCCACAAGCCAGUCAGACGCUAAAGAGAGAGGAGACUUUACAAACCUAACGAAUGGCUCAAGCCAGGAGGACUCCACACCUUCCAAAUUCUAUUUCCCAUCGCCGCAGCUUGUCACAUAUGACUUUGACGACGCAGAAGUCGACAAAUACAAGUCAGUAUUUAGCUUUUGA